AUGCUCGCCCUCGUGUCCAGCGCCGUCGCGCAGGUCGCGUCGCCGGUCUCGGCCGCGGCAGUGGCAACCUGGAAAGCGCCCCGGGGCGGCAAGACCGACGGGUACUGCGUCACUGCGCACGGCGAGUACGGCAUUUACACAGAAAAGUGGGACGUCACGGAGCAACAAUGCCAAGGGCUCUGCGCGCAGAGCGCCAAGUGCAAGGCCUACGAGCUGUCGACCAUCAAGCCGAUCGCAUCUCUGGGCGCCGUCACGCGCUGUGAGCUGCACGAGUCGGAGAUCCACCACACAGUGCCCUCGCCGGUCGGGGUCCCGUCGGUCUCGCCGUCCGGAAGCACGCACACAUGUCGACGGCCUGCACGGCAGGACUUCAGCGGCAUGGACUUCAGCAGGAUGACCAUCGAGAAGGUCGACCUCAGCGGCACCAAGCUGAUCGGAGCCAACUUCGCCGGCGCUAAGUUCUCCGAGGCGAUGGCCGUGGGAGCAAGCGCGCGCGCGCCCAACUCCAGCGACCUUACGACGGCCGACUUCUCGUCGUCCGUCUUCAAGAACGUGAGCCUCCGGGAGGCCAAGGCGGCCGACGCCAAGUUCACGGGCGCAAACAUGGCCGGAUUCAAGACCGACAACGUCCCCGAGAUGAUGCGAACCAACUUCGACGGCGCCUACCUCGCCGGAGCGACCCUGGCCGGCACUGCGUUCGAGGGCGCCUCCUUCAAGGGGGCGGACCUCACCGGCUGCACCGCCACGGCGACCGACUUCUCGGGCGCGGACUUCCUCGGCGCGGUCUUCAAGGGAGUUGCGUUUGACGGCUGCAAGCUCUUCGGCGCCGACUUCUCCGGCCUGACGCUCAACAUGGUCACGUUCGAGGCGGCGAACCUCACCCGCGCCUCCUUCCAGACCGCAAAGGCGGUCGAGGGCGCCUUCGCCUCCGUCAUCGCCCCGCGAGUCGACUUCUCAGGCUGCGACCUCACCCGCGCCGACUUCUCGAUGUCGACGCUCAACGAGAGCAACUUCAUGGGCGCCACAAUCACCGAGGCGUCCUUCCUGGAGUCAACCGUGCACAACGCCCUCUUCACCGACUCGGUUGGCGUCAACACCGCCGACUUUACGGGGAUCAAGGGCACCGGCAUCGGGGUGCCGGCCCCGGUCUGA
Emiliania huxleyi CCMP1516 is the source of this 1152-nucleotide messenger RNA. RefSeq lists its product as hypothetical. NCBI's taxonomy places the organism in Eukaryota, Haptophyta, Isochrysidales, Noelaerhabdaceae. Bases 1 to 1152 code for a protein of 383 amino acids. The transcript has 8 exons. The record is from RefSeq and is a predicted model, not a curated record.